Molecule: messenger RNA, 1077 nt
Organism: Leishmania mexicana MHOM/GT/2001/U1103
Lineage: Eukaryota; Euglenozoa; Kinetoplastea; Trypanosomatida; Trypanosomatidae
Product: RAD51/dmc1 protein
Exons: 1
Coding region: 1-1077 (358 amino acids)
Biological process (GO): DNA strand invasion; DNA repair; chromosome organization involved in meiotic cell cycle
Cellular component (GO): condensed nuclear chromosome; nucleus
Molecular function (GO): DNA strand exchange activity; ATP hydrolysis activity; ATP-dependent DNA damage sensor activity
Source: RefSeq, a predicted model, not a curated record
AUGCAGCAGCAGCACAGCUCGCACUUCGCCGAAGAGCGCGUCGGUGACCGCGGCGCCGCCUUUGCAGAGCCUCCGCCACUCCACAACUCCGUCACCGGAGAAGCGGCCGGACAACUUCUGCUGGAGGUGGAGCGUCUUGCGGAGCAUGGCAUCGGAGCCGCAGACAUUACAAAGCUGAAGCAGGCGGGGAUCUUCACUGUUCCUGGUGUGCAGAUGCAGUGUAGGAAAGACCUCAUUCAGAUAAAAGGCCUCUCCGAGGCGAAGGUUGACAAGAUCAUCGAGGCGGCGCGGCGCGUGGGCGAGGUGGGCUUCAUUACCGGCUCCAGCUGUCUGCAGCAGCGCAGCACUAUUCUACGUAUCUCCACCGGGAGUACGGCGCUCGAUCAGCUGCUCGGUGGCGGCGGUAUCGAGAGCCGCUCCAUAACCGAGGCGUUUGGAGAGUUCCGCACCGGCAAGACGCAGAUCGGGCACACCUUGUGCGUAACCUGUCAGCUGCCGCUGGAGAUGGGCGGUGGCAACGGAAAGGCGGUGUACGUGGACACCGAGGGCACGUUUCGGCCGGAGCGGAUUCGACCCAUUGCGGAGCGCUUCGGGAUGGACUCAAACUCCGUGCUAGACAACAUCCUUGUCGCCCGCGCCUAUACGCACGAGCAUCAGGCUCACCUGCUAUCAAUGGUAGCAGCCAAGAUGGCGGAGGAUCAGUUUAGCCUGCUCGUCGUAGACAGCAUAACGGCUCUCUUUCGCGUUGACUUCUCCGGCCGCGGCGAGCUCGCGGAGCGGCAGCAGAAGCUGGCAAAGAUGCUGAGCCAACUGAUCAAAAUCGCGGAGGAGUUCAACAUUGCCGUGUACAUCACCAAUCAGGUAGUCUCCGACCCCGGUGGCGCCUCCAUGUUUGUAGCGGACCCAAAGAAGCCCGUCGGUGGCCACAUCCUCGCCCAUGCGUCGACGACGCGCCUGUCCCUGCGCAAGGGCCGCGGCGAUCAGCGCGUGUGCAAAAUAUUUGAUAGCCCAUCCUUGCCGGAGCUCGAAUGCGUGUACAGCAUCUCUGAGCAAGGGAUCAUCGACGCGGUUGAGUGA